GUACAACAAAAAUAGGCUUCGAUAAGAUCGUAAAUUGAUAGCAUCUUUACCAUCGCCUGAGUGGCUACACGCUGUGAUACGCGACUAUCUAGCUAUUAACAUCGUAUGUACGAAUAUAAAAAUGAAGUCAUUCUAUAUGGAACAAACAGUACAAACUUUGCUGUUUAACUUGACGACAUUUACGGCCGCUACCGCUUAACUGCCCCGGGACAACUCUAACUGGCAACUGGUUCUAAAACAUUUUCCCAACGAAUAUGAAUCGCUUCUACGCCAUCGGUUUACUGGCGCUCUUCGCCAUCAUCGCCACCAGUGCUAAUGCUGCGUCGGUUAAUGUUUGCGAGGGUGUUUCCGAUAACAUUUUUAUUGCGGAUGUAACAAACUGUUCCAACUAUUACUACUGCAACAAUGGUCAAGCUAUCGCACAGCAAUGCCGGGACAGUUUGUACUUCAAUGCGGCCUCACAAUCGUGUGUAGCAACAAGCUCUGGCUGCUUGACAUGUGAUAAGGAUGUAUUGAAUUCAACUGCGCUGAUCAAAACUUGCAACAAAUAUGUGCUCUGUUUCGCUGGCACGCCUGUUCUGCAACAAUGUGCUGACAAUUUGCAAUACAACCCCAACUUACGUGCAUGUGAUUUGCCAAGGAAUGUUGAUUGUGCUGCAGAUCGCUGCUCCAUUUACCAAGAUCCUCAAAAUAUUGUCUACGUUCCCAGCGUAUCGGCUUGUAACAAAUAUUUUAUCUGCAUGAAUGGCUUGCCUCAAAAUCAAUCCUGCGUCUCUGGUUUGUACUUCAGCAGCGAUUGUAAUUGCUGCGACUUGCCUGCCAACGUUAAUUGCACAAUUUCCAAAAGUAGUUCACGAUCUGUUUCCUUGCAAACAGCGGCUAUGAUCGCUCCUCGUAUGGUUGACAUCAAAUGCCCUAUUGAAGGUAUUAAUUUCCUUGCCCACCGCAAUCCCAAUCAGUACUUCAUGUGCGUCAAUGGUAAGGGUGCUCUCAUGACCUGUGCAGCGAGUCUGUACUUUGACAAGGAAGUUGGUGCUUGCCGUCGUUUAGAAGACAUUCAAAAGAAGCAUUGACAUUUUUCGUGGUUCAACAAAUGCAAUUCAUUGCAUACAUAUACCAAGGUGCAUUAGAUUUUUGUGGUGUGGGUAAAUCGGAUAUUUUUGCAACAUAAAAAUAUUUAA
This is a messenger RNA of Rhagoletis pomonella (apple maggot), 1181 nucleotides long. Its product is annotated as probable chitinase 10. Gene Ontology annotation, cellular component: extracellular region. Gene Ontology annotation, molecular function: chitin binding. The record is from RefSeq and is a predicted model, not a curated record. NCBI's taxonomy places the organism in Eukaryota, Metazoa, Arthropoda, Insecta, Diptera, Tephritidae. The transcript has 4 exons. The coding region runs from base 255 to 1073 and encodes 272 amino acids.